AUGGCAAUCAAUAUAAAAUUUACAAAAUUUGACAACACACCAUGGGGCUUUCGACUAGCUGGUGGCAACGAUUUUCCGCAGCCACUUACUGUUAUCAGAGUCACGGAGGGAAGCCUGGGCGAAUGUAUGGGUUUAAAGGUCGGAGAUGUCGUAGUAAGAUUGAACGAUCAAUCGAUUAUCAACUUGACUCACGGACAAGCGCAUGAAGCACUAGUGCACGCUGGCAACAAUUUCGUUUUAGGUGUACAAAGAGAGGAGGAGGCACGAAAGGCCGCCGAAGCGAUAUCGGAAGAGACCAUCGUCCCAUAUAAGAUCGCCCUUGCAGACUUACUGCCAGUCUUCCCAGAACAGAUCUUAAAAGAAGAGACAGUGAUCGAGCGAUACGAAGAAGAGAAUACCGUCGUCGAGCCGUUGUCCGCUGAGGACGAGAUCAGGAAAGAGGAGGAGAAGCUCGCGGAGGAGAAACCGGUGGACGCCAACAGCGAAAUCGUGGCCAACAAAAAUCUUACGGAUGACGAGAUCGCUCAGCUGAUCCUCGAGGAGGAGGAGCUCUUGUCCGAUAAAGGAUUAUUGGGAGUAAACUUCAAGAAAUUAAGACCGCGAGCCUCGAUCCUGAAAGAUUCAAAAGUUCUGGAGGAGCUGCAGAAUAUCGCGAUAGCGGAGCCCGAGCGAGUACAAGAAUUGAAGCGCACUUCCACUUUCCUGCAAAAGCCGCAACGACCAAUACCGAAGGUGAAAAACGAGCCGAAAGUGGAAGAGGACGAAGGAGAAACUUAUAAGGUCGUGAUUAAGAAACAGGACAAGAAGACAGUAAUCGCACGUCUCGUGGAAAAAGGUUUGUUGCCGCCAGGAUCAGAGUCAACCAUCAUCAAGACACCGGAACCACCGGAACCGUCCGAGACAACUUCAGCGACACCAGAGUUCGUAUGCAGGACAGAGCAAGAGGGAAAAUCUGAUUCACGUCCCGCAUCAAAGGCAGAAGAAACAGAAGAAAAGAAAGGCUACGAAGUCGACGAGGUCGAAGCAAAAGAAAGACCAGAGUUCAAGGAGGAGGAUCGUCCCGAAUCUUGUAAGGCAAGAUUAACGCAGGACGAGCAAACAGUAGCCGAGGAAGAUUCGAGCGUCUCCACAUCAGAUCCGGUGGCAGUAAAAACCAAUAACAAAGAGAAGAUCAAGCAACUGGUAUCCACGGAGAUCAGCCUCGAGCAACAAUUGGAGAACGUGCAGCGACAAUUGCUGGCUCUGAAGCAGCUACCAAGUGAAAUCGAAAAUCACCUGAAGAUCGUGUCCGAGCAACUGCACAUGAUUAUGGAACUUAGUGGCGUGCAGGGAUCCCUUGGCAACAGAAACGGUGGCUGCCGCGGGUUGUCAGAAGAGAAUACCAUGGCACGGCAAAAGGACGACGAGGAGUUGGAACAGCAGGAGGAGGAUACUGACGAAGAAGACGAAGAAUUUACGGAGACUUACGAUUACAUCGAAGAGAUUGCGUGUUUGGAGCGAAGGACGUCAUCGAGGUCAACGCCGCAAGUGAUCGAGCCCAGUGAUGACGAGGGGGAAAUGGAGGAAGAGGAAGCGGAGAUGAAAGAACUGGACGGUAUGAUUUCCGUGAAGAGCGCGGACGAGGAAGGAAGUAGAGUGAAGAAAUUUAUCGUCUCUUAUGAAACUAAAGUUCUAAAAUCGCCCAGUCCAGCACCAUCGCACGGAAGUUUCGAACCAGAUCCUAAACUGUCACCAAAAGACCAAGUUAUACAGGAACUCCAGCAAAGGGUGCACAAGAAAGGCAAAAAGCAUUCGCAAGAACUGUGGCCGCAGGCUAGGCAACUCGAACUUACGCAAGGUCGCCGAUGGAGAUGCCCGAAUGAUUUCUUCAACGAUGAGAUGAUAGCGGAAGUGUUGACCUGCCAGGCGGAAGUUAUUCGUGGUAAAGCAAUGGGAGUGAACUUCAAGAAGUAUGAGAAGACGAAUUUACCAAAUUAUGAUUACCUGAUGAAUUCGAGUGUUUAUAAGAUGAUUCAUAAAAUGGAGCGAGAACCGAAAAGGGGUAUCCCCGUCAGACCCGCUAAAGUCAAUGCGGCGGAAGAUAUAAUCGAAAGAGUUAAAUCACCGGCGUUGAGUGUUAUAGACGACGGGAGCGCUCGAAGUGUCAGCCACUAA
Messenger RNA from Trachymyrmex cornetzi, 2154 nucleotides. Its product is annotated as Z band alternatively spliced PDZ-motif protein 67. Gene Ontology annotation, molecular function: actin binding; muscle alpha-actinin binding. Lineage: Eukaryota; Metazoa; Arthropoda; Insecta; Hymenoptera; Formicidae. Gene Ontology annotation, biological process: actin cytoskeleton organization; muscle structure development. Gene Ontology annotation, cellular component: adherens junction; stress fiber; filamentous actin. The transcript is spliced from 11 exons. The coding region runs from base 1 to 2154 and encodes 717 amino acids. The record is from RefSeq and is a predicted model, not a curated record.